This is a messenger RNA of Cotesia congregata, 843 nucleotides long. NCBI's taxonomy places the organism in Eukaryota, Metazoa, Arthropoda, Insecta, Hymenoptera, Braconidae. The record is from the annotation of a GenBank genome assembly.
AUGAUUAUUUGUUGUGUAAAAGAUUGUAGGCAUAAAAAGCCUAAAGACCAGUGUAAAUUACAUCGACUGCCAAAGGAUGAGAAAUUUUGCAAGGAGUGGGUUCGUCGUAUAGGAGUAGAAGAGUUAUUAUACAAAUCUUUGAAGGAUUUAAAUAACGUCUACUUAUGCAGCUGCCACUUCACUAAACAAGAUUAUCGUUCCAGCAAAUAUUUGAAUCCUGGAGCUAUUCCGACGCAGUUCAGUGAUGAUACUCAUCCAAUAUCAGACGAAAAAAUGGAAAAGUUUUCUAACUUUAUUCGUUUUUCAACGACAGCUAGCCUUGAACCUCUUACGAAUAUUUUAAAUUCAAAAAUUGUAAAUCUAAGGCAGCUUCAGACUAUCACGGUUAUCAAUAACGAUGUUGAGCAACCAUUCACGGAAGAGGUACAACAGUUGAUGGAUAUUGAAGAUAAUACUCAGACUUUAUUUGUUAGUACUGUAGAUGAAAAUUUAACUAUAAAUCAACCGAUAGUUAAAAGAAAAAAGUCUUCAGAUUUUUCAACCGAAAAACCUUCGUGCACCAUAACGCCAGCGAAACGACUUCGACCAUCAGCAUUAUAUAAGGUUAAACCUUACAAUUUGAGUCAGCAUUUAUUAAAAAUAAAUGCACUUGGAGAUUCAAAACAAACCAAAUAUCAACAGUCAAUAAAAAAUGAUAAGUCUGUUGAGCUAGCGAAGUCUAAUAUAAGGUUAAAAAAAUUAGAACAAUUAUGUAAGUCAUUGAAAUCAUCCGUAUUAGAUGAUUUGAUAUUUAAAAUAGAUUUAUUAGUAAAUUAUUACGAUAAGCAAGAAAAUUUAGUCUAA